UUGGUCUCAACUGCCCCUGUAGGAAUAGUAAAAUAGCCGUUUCAGGCAAACAAAGUGACAAAUCCGGAUUUGACAGUGGCUUAUAAAUCCAAACUGACGCACAGAGAAACACAGGAGGAAUUUUAUCUCUUAAAAAGCAUAUUCUGCUCUUUUUUUAGCCACCCAAGGACGGCAGCUACAGUAGGAGGAGGAGCUAGCGGCGUGUUUCCGCUAAGAGCAGGCCGAGACGAUAAUCUAGGCAGCCGUACUGAGAAUUACAGAACAGCGGCGGAACAGUUGGCAGCUACUGCGGGAAACUGACUGUAAUUUGUUUAAUCUCCGGGGAGUACUGUUGUUCUCAUCGGAGGAAGAUAAUAAGAGACAGAGAAAGAGAUAGAGGCAGCGGGACUGUCAGCGAUGGAAGCCGAAUUUCGUGAAAUCGAUGAAAACGGCAGCUGGAACGCCAUUUAUCAGGGGAUUCGACAGCAGUCGAGUGAAUUUCCUUGCAAGGUAGCAAAACUACCUGAAAACAAGACUCGGAAUCGAUACAGAGACGUUAGCCCAUUUGACCACAGCAGAAUACGUCUGCAGUUAGGUACAAAUGACUACAUUAAUGCCAGCCUAAUAACAGUAGAAGAGGCACAGAGGAACUAUAUCCUUACUCAGGGACCCCUUCCAAGUACAUGUGGCCAUUUCUGGGAGAUGGUGUGGGAGCAGAGGACCCGUGGUGUAGUGAUGCUGAACCGGGUCAUAGAGAAAGGCUCUAUUAAAUGUGCCCAAUACUGGCCAGAAAGAGAGGAGAGAGAUGCCAUCUUUGAAGACACCAAUUUCAGGCUCACCUUUGUCUCAGAAGACAUCAAAUCUUACUACACAGUCCGUCAGCUGGAGCUGGAAAAUCUGUCUACUCAAGAGACCCGUGAGAUUUUGCAUUUUCACUACACCACCUGGCCUGACUUUGGGGUACCAGAGUCUCCCGCUUCUUUCCUCAACUUCCUGUUCAAGGUGCGGGAGUCGGGCUGUCUGAAUUCAGACCAGGGACCAGUGGUGGUGCACUGCAGCGCCGGCAUCGGACGCUCUGGGACCUUUUGCCUUGUGGACACCUGCCUUUUGUUGAUGUCCCUCCGUAAAGACCCGUCUUCAGUGCGUAUUCUCGAUGUGCUGCUGGAGAUGCGACGCUAUCGAACGGGCUUGAUUCAGACUGCAGAUCAGCUUCGGUUCUCCUACCUGGCUGUCAUUGAAGGUGCCAAGUACAUCAAGGGAGAUACUUCUGUGCAGGAGUCAUGGAGAGCGGAAUCCAAUGAGGAAGAUGAUCCUCCCGAGUUCACCCCUCCACCACCUCUUCCUCCUCCCAGAGACCCUCACAACGGCAAAGCAGAGUCGUCCUUUUUCUCUGACAAGUUCAUUCGAUCGACGGAGACUCACAGUCUGGGGUCAGAACAACUUCGAAAAAGGAUUCCAGCUGCUGACCCCUUGCCUGCUGCUGACCCGCUGCCUGCUGCUGACCCCCAGACCACUCCUGACGGUGCCGCUCAGUUCGACAGCCAUUCGGGAAUCCAAGCUGUUACCUCCAAUUCUCCGAACAAAUCCCAGCAGCAGCCAAAGGAAAAGUCUCCUGUGCCGGGGACUUGGUCCCCUCUACUAACCAAAGUGUGCCUGUGCACAGCGCUGGCUCUCAGUGCUUACGCCUGCUAUCGAGCCUGUUUCCACUGAUGUCCUUCUUCCUUGUCCCUCCAAUGAUGUUGCAAAGUGGACUAGGCUGGUCAAUCAGCCUGCUGUGACUGAGUGGAUUGUUUGGUCUUCAGCAGAUUGAUAUCUACUGGUUUUAAUUUUACAAAUGCAGUGAGAGGGUUUGGCUGGCCACCAACCUUAUGACCGACCCAAACGUUCUUUCCGUGUGUCAUCUUGGAUGCUCAGGGCCUCAAUUUUUCAGGUGUCACAUCCCAAAUAAUGUGUGCUGACUUGAAACACAGACUCAGAGUUUGUAAUAGCUCUGCUGUUCUGAGAAUCAGGAUGAAUGACCUAUCAGCCCUUUUUUUUUUUUUUUUUUUCCUUCUUCUUCUUCAUGAGUCUCUUCUCUUAUUUACCAAACGACACGUGAAUGUGUUCUUCCAUUUCAUUUGUAAAUCAUGAGCCUGUUAGGAUUUUACUUUUUUAAUGUAUCAGAAAUCAUAGAACCAGAUUUUUGACCAUCCUGUCUGAAAAUAUGCCAGUGUGGGAGAAACUUUGUUCUUUUCCUGUGGGUCAACAUGAAUCCCAAUGAGUAAAGUGAAAUGCAUGAAAUCAAGAGGGGAACUAACCCUGCAUGCCGGGGUGGGCCUUCAAUUGACUUUGCUUAGUGGUCUGCAGGUUGAGUACAUACGUUAUGUGUUUUUGUGUGUCUAUAUGUACAUUUGUGCGAGUGGUAGUUUUAAAUUCUGCCCAGUGAGAAAUAUUAAUAUAACAUUUACAGGACAUCA
Archocentrus centrarchus (flier cichlid) is the source of this 2435-nucleotide messenger RNA. It is a transcript of the gene ptpn1, whose product is annotated as protein tyrosine phosphatase non-receptor type 1. Gene Ontology annotation, molecular function: non-membrane spanning protein tyrosine phosphatase activity; protein kinase binding. The record is from RefSeq and is a predicted model, not a curated record. Gene Ontology annotation, biological process: peptidyl-tyrosine dephosphorylation; negative regulation of ERK1 and ERK2 cascade; negative regulation of PERK-mediated unfolded protein response. Gene Ontology annotation, cellular component: endoplasmic reticulum; early endosome; cytoplasm. The transcript is spliced from 9 exons. Lineage: Eukaryota; Metazoa; Chordata; Actinopteri; Cichliformes; Cichlidae. The coding region runs from base 397 to 1689 and encodes 430 amino acids.